AUGAGAGCUGUCGGUGUUGUGUUGGUUUUGGCGGCAUUCGCUGUAAACGGUCAGUUUCCCUAGUUAUCAUCGAUUUAUUGAUUGACCUAUUCAUUUUUCAGAUGUCUUGUCUACAGCUCAGUCAUUUGAUGAGAGUAAAGUAUUGAAUGCCGAAACACGUGAUGAAUUGAAAUACGAUCCUGGCAAAGUAAUUCCAGCCAAGGAUGGUAAUAAAAUAAUCAAGGACAUUCUAACCCCUUCCGAAAUUGUAUGUUGAAAAUAAAUUCGAAAACCGAGAGAAAACAAAAUUAUUUUUCAGGAGUUAUCUGGUGAGCACCACUUGGUUGUUGCAAACAGUCAAGAAGCUCACGUUUUGCAAGUCGCCCAGAAGAAAGAUGAUGGAACACAUAGAAAUCCAUAUAAAAUUGGAGAACUUUUGGGAUACAUCUAUGAGAAACUUCAAUGGACUGGAACUGAUAGACCAUCGGCAGGGUGGACUUUUGAGCUUUUCAAAUAUCCCGAACCAAAACCAUCUGCAAAUAAAGAUGGAAAUGCACGUAAAAGAAGAUCGAAUGUGCCAACUCGUAAGGCUAGACUUGUUUUUACCAGAAAAGCUGUCAAAGCCGAUGCAAAAUUGGAGCAAGAAGAGAAGAAAUAG
This is a messenger RNA of Caenorhabditis angaria, 637 nucleotides long. The record is from the annotation of a GenBank genome assembly. Lineage: Eukaryota; Metazoa; Nematoda; Chromadorea; Rhabditida; Rhabditidae.